CGCAUUUUAUUCCUCGAAUGAGUAAUACGUUUUGAAGUCACGAAAACAUAUUUUUGAAAUACCGUACACUUUUAUUACAACAACGAUUGAGAAAUAAAAAAAAAGAAUUGUUAGUUGUGUCAUCUAGUAGUUUGGUCUAAAUUAUGGCGAAAAUUGUUGUAGUCUUUGUGAUUUUGUUUGUUAUAUUCGACGUUGCUUUUGCAAGGAUUGUGAAUAAAAGAAAAUGUCCGGAAGUCCGCGCUGUUCCACAUUUCGAUUUAUCACAGAUGCUGGGGGAUUGGUAUGUUGUGGAAUACUAUGCUAGUGCUGAAGAGGCACUUUCAUAUAGCUGCAUGAGAGCAGUGUUCACCGAAGAUGAUCAUGUUCAAACUGCUGAUGGAUCAGUGGAAUGGACGCCGGGUGUGACUAUGAACUUCACAUAUCGUUUCGCGGACGAUCCUCUCGGAGAGAACUUGCUCGGCAACAUAACAUGGCGAGUUGACUUGAACGAGCCUGCGCACUGGACUCAUUCCGAACUCACUUAUGAUGGUAUUUACAACACAUACGUCCUGGACACGGAGUACAAGACUUGGGCACUGUUACUACAUUGCGCGGAACAGAGAGAGGGCGCUCGAUACUUGAGUGCUUUCGUAUUGUCAAGAAAGACAACUCUGCCUAAAAAUGUCAUGGCAUAUUUAAGGGACAAGCUUCCAAGAUACGACGUGGAUAUAAAAUAUGUUUUCCCUAUACCGCACAAUGAGUGCACAUCGACGCCUGCUAUAUACAACUAUUCACCAAUAUUAGUAGAAGCUGGAAGCAAAACAAUGAAACGACCCGGAAUUUCCUACAAUACUAAUUAAAUGUUACUAAUCAUCAUCAGCUCAUUAUACGUCCCCAACGAGGAGCUCGGAGCCUACCCUAAGUUA
Molecule: messenger RNA, 905 nt
Organism: Papilio xuthus (Asian swallowtail)
Lineage: Eukaryota; Metazoa; Arthropoda; Insecta; Lepidoptera; Papilionidae
Gene: Karl
Product: lipocalin/cytosolic fatty acid-binding protein Karl
Exons: 5
Coding region: 144-839 (231 amino acids)
Biological process (GO): response to reactive oxygen species; lipid metabolic process
Cellular component (GO): cytoplasm
Source: RefSeq, a predicted model, not a curated record